AUGAGAAGAGGACCGGAAGGAGCAAGUGGAGCUGAGGUGUUCGUCCUACAUACACCCCAUAUCACCGAAUCGCUACUUCCAAACUCUGAAAUAGAGAUAACCCUCCCACAUACAAAAACAACAACCAUGUCUGCAACUGAUAUUAUCGCUAUUCCAGCCAAUGCUAAUUUUGUAACUUUCGAUGAUCUCCGUCGCUCAACACAACAAGUUAUCGGUAGGCUUUUACGUUUUUGGGACGCACGGAAUAUCAAAAAGAAUGGAGAAUACAUGGGAAUUGUCCUGCUUCUCCUAGAUGAGAAGCUAAUAGUUUCCACUUCAUUGAACUCCAUUUUCUACCUCACCCCCAUCUCUAACUCCGGCUGUGAUGAUCAAUACCGCCCGCAAUUAAGAGAGGAUGCAAUUUUCAACAUAGAAGGAUUUGAAGUAGGAAGGUGCACUAAACUUUAUAAGAUCACUGAUCAUCCAUUUGUACUCCGUUUCCUUGCUUCCACAACAAUUGCUGAAAUGCAUGUUGUUAGCCCAACCAUAAAGCAUGAGAGAUUCAUGCUCCGCAACAUCGACCAUCUCCAAGCUUUAGCCAACCCUAACCUUGAACUUCCUGACGUGGUGGGCCAGAUCUGCUUUAUUCAAGGGUUAAACCUUGAUGAUCCAACUUCCACACAACACUUGGUAGCAUAUCUGACCACUGGUGACACAAUGCAUUCAGUCAUGGUGGUUACUAACAUCAAUCCUAAGCUGUUUGGAGGUAACCUAUACCUGAACUCCACACCUGCCACCAGAUUCUUCUUUGACAAUACCAUUCACGCAAUCCAACAAUUCACCACACGGAUGGGAAUACAAUCCAUUGAACCAUUUGUGCAAACAGAAACAAAGGACGGUAUUAGAAAGAAGGAGGCUGUUUCAAUUGCAAAACUCAAUGAUUUUAUCUCCAAAUCUAAUGAGCAGAGACAGGAAGCUGACUUCGUGUGCAAAGCAUGUGUACUAGGUGUACUGCAAAGAAAUGGUUGGUCUUAUGUUUCAUGUGCUGCAUAUAGCCGGAAACUAAGCAAAAGUGGGACGAAUCUUAAGUGCAACAAAUGCAUCUCAUGGAAUUUUUUGCUAUCUCAAAAUAUGAGUGUGGGUCAAAAAGAAAAGGAUUUCUCAAAAUGGAUUCUACAAGUAGGAGACGGAGUAGCAUUGAAGGCGAACCAGGAAGUAGAGAAAUAUACAGAAGAAGAAAGCAUCCUGAUUGAUGACAAUCUAUUAAUACCAGAAACAGAUAAGCCGUUAGAGAAGCUAUGCAAGUCUGAUUUGGACAAACUUAAAGAGUCAGCUAUUUUGAAACCAAGAAAUGAGACC
Molecule: messenger RNA, 1338 nt
Organism: Thlaspi arvense
Lineage: Eukaryota; Viridiplantae; Streptophyta; Magnoliopsida; Brassicales; Brassicaceae
Source: the annotation of a GenBank genome assembly